AUGUCGCUCAAGCUCUCACCCCACGGCGUGCAAGUCACCUCGGCCGCCUUCCUCUCGGUCUCGGAGACUCCGAACGAAGGAUCGCCCCCUCCAGCCGCGCUAAUCAACCUCCCCCUCGCCAACAACGGUGUCGACUUGAGCCAACUCGGUCCGCGCGGCGGAUCGCCGCAGGUCCAGCUCACCAUCUCGGGCGGUUCGGGAAAUGGUUCAGUGACCGUUCCCCUCGCUGCUCCACCUGGUGAUCGGAGCCGCGGAUGGGCCCAGCUCGAAUGUACCGCCCCAAACGUGCUCGCCUACGUCUUAUUUGGAGAGAGGGAGGAUACGGUCGUCAUGAUCGCCUAUCCCGGCACUCUCGAGUUCAUGUCGGCCCUUCCGGACGACUGGAGUUUCGGCGACGUGAGCCUCUGCGGUACGCAUGAGAGUUCGGCGCAGACCGGCUACUUUAUUAGCAAGUGCCAAGAUCGGGACGUUGUCACCCAGCUCAAUGAGGGUGUGAGAGUGCUUGAUGUCCGGAUGCGCCUUAGUGCCACCGGCGAACUGGAGACCUACCACGGUAUCCGGCCCCAAUACUCGACCCUCAAAGUCUACCUCGACGCGAUCGACGCCUUCCUCUCCGCCCACCCGCGCGAGACUAUCAUGAUUUCGCUCAAGGAGGAAACUCCGCCGGACGCCCCCGACUUCUCCAAGGCCGUUUACGACCUCCUCAAAACGUACGGCGACCGGUUCGUCUUCACUGAGCAUGUACCGCGUCUUUCGGAAGUGCGAGGUAAAGCACAGGUAAUGACCCGGUUUGGGAGGAAGGAUAAUGCGCCGUGGAGUGAGGGUCUGGGUUUCCACCCCAAUAGGUGGCCGGACAGUGUCAAGGAAGGCUUCGAGUGCGAUUGCAACGGUACGCCAGUCCGUAUUUCGGACUGGUACGGCCUCGACAGCGCCAUGGACAUUCCACUCAAGGCCGAGGCUGUUACCCAAUUUUUGGAGCAUACCACCUGCUGUCCACCCGGGAGCCAGAUUAGUCUCGCCUUCUCGAGCGCGGCCAAGUUUCCACUUGCGACGCCGCAGUGGGUCGCAAAGGGUGUUGGAGCGCCGACAUUUGGGCUCGGGAUGCACGGGGUCAAUGCCAGAAUCGUGCAUUGGCUCCUCCAGCAGGCUGUGCAGGGGAAGCGGCCGCGGGCUGUUGUCAUGGCCGACUAUUACGACUAUACCGGCUCGGGAGAGGCGGGGUUGGGCGCGCUCCUUGGCGCAAUGAACUAUGUCCAGCAGUAG
Molecule: messenger RNA, 1263 nt
Organism: Cutaneotrichosporon cavernicola
Lineage: Eukaryota; Fungi; Basidiomycota; Tremellomycetes; Trichosporonales; Trichosporonaceae
Exons: 2
Coding region: 1-1263 (420 amino acids)
Biological process (GO): lipid metabolic process
Molecular function (GO): phosphoric diester hydrolase activity
Source: RefSeq, a predicted model, not a curated record